AGUAACUCUGCACACUUCCUCGCUAAUAAUGGUUCCUAAGGUGGCGCUGCUGGCGCUUAUUCUGGUCGCUAGUGUCUUGACGAUUGCAGCCGAAAAAGCUCGAUUCGAUAACUAUCGCCUCUACCAGAUUCCUCUCGAUAACUUGCAACAGCUGGAAGUGUUGCAGGCUGUUGAACAGUUAGGUGACGGUUAUAGCUUUUGGGCUGAACCAGCGCAUGUCAACAGCAGAGCUGAUCUCGUGGUACCGCCUCAUAAGUUCGCGGAGUUCUCCGAGUUAGUUGAUCGGUAUGGAUUACGAGCAGACCUGAAGGUUUCAAACUUACAGCAACUGUUCGAUUAUGAACUACGGCGUACAACGAAGGAAGCUUUCGGAUGGAACGCAUAUUAUACCCUGGAAGAGAUUUACGCUUGGAUGGAUGGCCUUGUGGCACAGUAUCCCACGGUAUUAACUGCGAUAGUGGGAGGAUCUUCUUACGAGGGUCGAGAAAUACGCGGUGUCAAGGUUUCCUAUAAAGCAGGCAAUCCGGGUGUUUUCAUGGAAGGCACAAUUCAUGCUCGAGAGUGGGUCAGUGCAGCUACGUUGACAUGGAUUCUGAAUGAACUGCUGACUUCUUCGGAUGAAAGCGUGCGAAAUAUUGCGGAGAACUACGACUGGUACUUCUUCCCAGUGACUAAUCCGGACGGCUAUGUAUUCACGCAUACGUCAAAUCGUCAGUGGAGAAAGACUCGCCAACCGCACAGUAUUCUCUGCUUUGGGGCCGAUCCUAAUCGCAAUUGGGGUUACAAUUUUAUGCAGGGAGGAGCAUCUAGUGUACCCUGUUCCGAUACCUUCGCUGGGCCAGAAGCGUUUUCAGAACCGGAAACUAAAUCACUUUCGGAGUAUUUUACAUCCGUCCAAUCUUCGAUCAGCACAUAUCUCUCGUUCCACUCUUACUCUCAAUUGUUACUGUUACCUUAUGGACACACUACCGAGCCCCUGGAUAACUAUGCAGAAAUGAUGGAGGUAGGAACCAAAGCAAUACAAAAACUACAGGAACGUUAUGGAACGGUGUACAAGAUUGGUAACAUCGCCGAAGCUAUCUAUGUAGCAUCUGGAGGCAGUAUCGACUGGAUCAAGGGUGUCUACCAAACUCCGAUUGUCUUCGCCUACGAACUGCGUGAUACGGGAACAUAUGGAUUCGUGCUACCACCGGAGCAAAUCAUUCCCAACUCCGAGGAAACUCUUGACUCGAUUAUUGUUAUUCUGGAGGAGGGAAAAAAUCGUGGAAUUCAUUCGUUAGUAACUCUGCACACGUCCACGCGAAUAAUGGUUCCUAAGGUGGCGCUGCAGGCGCUUUUUCUGGCCGCUAGUUUCUUGACUAUUUCAGCCGAAAAAGCUCGAUUCGAUAACUAUCGUCUCUACCAAAUUCAAAUCGAUAACUUGCAACAGCUGGAGGUGCUGCAAGCCAUUGAACAGUUGAGUGACGGUUAUAACUUUUGGGCUGAACCAGCGCAUGUCAACAGCAGAGCCGACCUUGUUGUACCACCUCACAAGUUCGCGGAGUUCUCGGAGCUUGUAGAUCGGUAUGGAUUUCGAGCGGACCUGAAGGUUUCGAAUCUACAGCAACUGUUCGACGACGAACUACGGCGCACAACAAAAGAAGCUUUCGGAUGGAACGCGUAUUACACCCUGGAAGAGAUUUACGCGUGGAUGGAUGGUCUUGUGGCACAGUAUCCCACGGUAUUAACUGCGAUCGUGAGUGGAUCUUCGUACGAGGGCCGAGAAAUACGCGGUGUUAAGGUUUCCUACAAAGCAGGCAAUCCGGGUGUGUUCAUGGAAGGCACAAUUCAUGCUCGAGAGUGGGUCAGCGCAGCUACCUUAACAUGGAUUCUGAAUGAACUGCUGACUUCUUCGGAUGAAAGCGUGCGAAACAUUGCGGAGAAUUACGACUGGUACUUCUUCCCAGUGACUAAUCCGGAUGGUUACGUUUUCACGCAUACGUCGAAUCGUUUGUGGAGAAAGACUCGCCAACCGCACAGUAUUCUUUGUGUUGGGGCUGAUCCUAAUCGUAAUUGGGGAUACAAUUUUAUGCAAGGAGGAGCAUCUAACGUACCCUGUUCUGAUACUUACGCUGGACCGGAAGCGUUUUCUGAACCGGAAACUAAAUCACUUUCGGAAUAUUUCUCAUCCGUCCAAUCUUCGAUAAGCACAUAUCUCUCGUUCCACUCCUACUCUCAAUUGUUACUGUUACCUUAUGGACACACUACCGAGCCCCUGGAUAACUAUGCAGAGAUGAUGGAGGUAGGAACCAAAGCAAUACAAAAACUACAGGAACGAUAUGGAACAGUAUACAAGAUUGGUAACAUCGCCGAAGCAAUCUAUAUCGCAUCUGGAGGAAGUAUCGACUGGAUCAAGGGAAUUUACCAGACUCCGAUUGUUUUCACUUACGAACUGCGUGAUACCGGAACGUACGGAUUCGUGCUACCACCGGAGCAGAUCAUUCCCAACUCCGAGGAAACCCUUGACUCGAUUAUUGUUAUUCUGGAGGAGGGAAAAAAUCGUGGGAUCCAUUAGACGCGUAUAAUCACCUUCUGAUUACAAUGCAACUUAUUUUUGUUAUCCACAAUUCCGAUGACAUUAUCUUGAGCUCAAAAGAGUAACCAGUAGCGUGUGAACCGAUAACAUGACAUCGGCGUACGAACGGAUUAGAUAGACGUGUAAUCAAAUCUUGCAGUUUAAGCUGAUUUUUUGGGGGGUAUUUGCACUGUUUCGAUUUUUCAUAUACUGAUUGUGAUGUGGACUGCUAAGAAACUGCUACGACUUCUCUCUCGCGAGUGUAUCAAUAGAAGCUUGUAUUCAGUUUGAUCAUUUAUCGCGGAAAUGGCUCUACUUUUUGCUGGCCGCCUCACGCUGUGGUCUUUUGUUUUGUAAGGUGCUGGAAAAUCUGUGAACAGACACUUGAGAAGACGACUCUGCCGCGGGCUGUGAUUUUGACGUAUGCGCCAGAAGCACAAAAUCGCUCCAGAUUUUGUCUAAAUCGUUCGCAAAUUAACAGAAGCGCUUUAUUACGCAAUCUGAUCUGAUAGAAUCUAAGUAAAUAUGUCGAAAAAUGUAUCCCUUUGCUUUGAAACGUUGAUUUAUGUAAAUGCAUUAAAUUCUAACGCUAAUGUCACUUCUUCUACAAAAUAGUAAAAGCAUUUCAACGUUUUUCAUGAAAAGUGACGUCGGUGAGCCUAAACAGUCUAGUUUGCCAUGCGUACUGGUCUGUCAGCAGCAAGGAUAUGUUAAAAACUAGCUGACCCGGCAGACUUUGAACCACCUAUUUUUCUUUUAUUUAAUUUUGAACAUUCACGACUCCACAUGUUUUUAUUUCAAAUAUUCGAGGCUUUAGUUUUGUUACUGGAAAGAAACAGUUUCUUUUGCUCACACAAAAAGAAACAGUAUUAAGUUCACACAUAAAAGAAACAG
Messenger RNA from Wyeomyia smithii (pitcher-plant mosquito), 3448 nucleotides. RefSeq lists its product as uncharacterized. NCBI's taxonomy places the organism in Eukaryota, Metazoa, Arthropoda, Insecta, Diptera, Culicidae. The coding region runs from base 29 to 2554 and encodes 841 amino acids. Gene Ontology annotation, biological process: proteolysis. The record is from RefSeq and is a predicted model, not a curated record. Gene Ontology annotation, molecular function: zinc ion binding; metallocarboxypeptidase activity. The transcript is spliced from 8 exons.